Molecule: messenger RNA, 6291 nt
Organism: Lathyrus oleraceus (garden pea)
Lineage: Eukaryota; Viridiplantae; Streptophyta; Magnoliopsida; Fabales; Fabaceae
Exons: 8
Biological process (GO): DNA integration
Molecular function (GO): nucleic acid binding; RNA-DNA hybrid ribonuclease activity
Source: RefSeq, a predicted model, not a curated record
AUGCCUGAAGAAGGUCCUUUUGUCUCCAAAGAACUUAAGCCUUUCCAGAAGUUGGCUUCCCUCACCUCCAGUCACGUUAAGUGGUAUAUCCGAGAUUGGGAAACCGAGAAUGUGAUUGUCAGCAUUGGAGACUUCCCUAAUGUGCCGUUAAUAGGAACCAAGGGUUGCAUUAACUAUAACCCCAUGUUAUCUCUGAGGCAGCAUGGGUACCCUAUGAAUGGCCCUCCAAAAGUUGAAUCUCUAGAGCCUUUCAUCCUACAUGGUGUUGAAAUGGAUCAUCCCAUGGUGAAAAAGAUCAAGAGGUCUUGGCAAGCAGUUAUCAGAAAAGGUAAGGAGUUGGGUAGGAGAAAUGUCAUUGCCCAAGAGCCUUACACUUGUUGGAUUAGAGAGAGGGUUCAGAUGAUUAAACUCCCGUAUCCAUUUGAUCCUUCUAUCUAUCCUGUGAUUCCUGAGCCAGAGCCCAUAUUACCUGAAGAUGUGGAGAAGCUCAACAACCGUAUCAAGGAGUUGGAAUUGGAAAAUGCUGAUUUGAGAAUUAGGCUUGGCCGAGUUUCGGUGGAGAAUGGGAACUUGAAAGACGAUCAACAAAAGAAGGACAAAGAGCUUGAAGUCUCCAACAAAAGAGCUAGAGAGUCUGAAGCCAGGAGAGAAAAGUUUGGACAAGCGCUCUUUAGCACUAAAUCUGUGUUCAAAUCAAAGGAAGAGGAGUUGGAUAGAGCUUUACUCCGGAUUCAAAAGCUCAACAAGACUUUGGAGCUGACCCUUGAGAUGAAAAGGGAAGCACGGUUGAUUUCUGAGAUUCGUACUCGUGAAUUGGAGAAUACAAUUCAGAAGUACAAGGAUGCUCUGGAACGUGAGAAGCUGAAGACCGAAGAGUCAGAGAGAGUGUGCACACGAUUGAAACAUCAUUUGGAUCGAGCCGACGCUAGAAUCCAGGCACUUGAAGGUGGGGAUCAAGAUGCUGCCUAUAGGGUGUUACUGAAUGAAUGCAGAUAUUGGAGGAACCUCUAUAGGGACAUAGAGGCGACUAAGGCUGAAGAUGUGCGCAUUAUCCAAGAUCUCCAAGGGCUCUACACUGAGUGGAAGGGCAAAUUUUUGAAGCUGUCCGGAUUUGCGAGUUCCAUCAUGCGUGAGCUACCUGAGAAGCUGCAAGAAGCUGAUUGGUGCAUGUGUCCAGAGAACACACCGCAUCAAGUCUAUAAUUUCAUUAAGUUUUGUCCAACGAUUGAACCCCAACCUGCGCGGGCGGUACCAACAACCUGGCCCACCUAUGGUUUACCUCCUGGUUUCACUCCUGCAGUUGAAGGUGCCCCUGGUUUUGCACCAUCUGCUCAGCAGACAGCUCCUUUACCGACCAUCAAUGAAAACCAUCCGGUGGUUCACACGUUCGCACCUCCUCUCGUUCGUGCACACGUGCAACCCUACUUUGAGGACCAACAACACGCCCCAGACUUUUCAGAUGAAGAUGAGGAAAGGCAGGAGGACCUAAGAGGGAUGAAGGAGAAUUACCAGAUGCUGGAGAAGAGAUUGAGAGCUAUGGAGGGCGACCAAGUUUUUGGCGCUACAGCUAAGGAGAUGUGCUUGGUAUCAGGUCUUGUGAUUCCUGCGAAGUUCAAGACCCCAGAUUUCGAUAAGUAUGAGGGCCACUCGUGUCCUAAGAGUCACCUCAUUAUGUAUUAUCGAAAGAUGGCUGCGCAUCAUAUUGUGCGAGACCUGGUUGAAAAGAAGAUUCUGUCGUUUCGAGACGUCGGACCCAAUGUCAAGAACAACCCUUUGCCAGCACAUGGUGAUGUCAAUGCCGUUGAAGAUGCUUCUGAUGUGUGUGUAAUCAAGAAUGUGGAAGAUGUUAAAACUCCGCUGCUAGCGCUUCAUGCAGGAUUGGUGAGGGCUAGAUUGAUUGAUACUUGUCACGAUAGUUGUGAGGAAUGUGCCAUUCAGCCGAAAGGAUGUAAAGUGGUACGAAAUGACAUUCAGAAUUUGAUGAAUCAAGGCAUUUUGCAAAUUUGUGGUCCGACAACGAAUGAGGAGAUUUCGGUCAUUGAACCCGUUUUUAACAUACCGGAACCGUUUGAGGUGACUUAUCACAGAAGAGACGUUGUUCAUCCAUCACCCGUGGUGGUAUGCAUGCCUACACCAUUUCCUUUUGAAAGUACCAAGGCAGUACCCUGGAAGUACGACAUAACAGUGGUAGAUGGAAAACCUGAGGCCACUGAAAGUAAGAAAGGUGUGGAGAAUGUUGACGCCGACAUCACUAACAUCGCGGGAACAAGCAGGAUGACACGUAGUGGUCGGAUUUAUACUCCCAAUUUUGAUGUCAACCCUCAAGAGCCAACAAGGGGAGCUGCAGAUGUAAAUCCUACCCCAGAACAUGGAGGGGCACAGCCGGCUGUGCAAACAGAUGAAGCAAGUGAGUUCCUACGGAUAAUAAAGAAAUCUGACUACAAGAUAGUUGAUCAGUUGCAUCAAACGCCAUCAAAGAUAUCUAUCUUGUCCUUACUUCUGAAUUCUGAAGCUCAUAGGGAGGCUCUACUAAAAGUGCUUGCUCAGGCUCAUGUUACCCAGGAUAUAACGGUCAGCCAAUUUGAUGGAGUGGUCGCCAAUAUCACAGCCUUCAACACUCUAAGCUUCAGUAAUGAAGAGCUGCCCAAAGAGGGGAAGAAUCACAACCUAGUUGGGGAGGUAGAGUUACCGAUACAGAUCGGACCGCAUGUAUUCCCCAUCAAUUUUCAAGUCAUGGAUAUAAAUCCAGCUUAUAGCUGCCUUUUGGGACGCCCAUGGAUACAUGCUGCUGGGGCAGUAACUUCUACUUUGCAUCAAAAGAUGAAGUUCGUUGUCGAUAACAAGCUUGUCAUUGUCUCGGGUGAAGAGGACUUUAUCAUCAGUCAACUCUCCUCUUUCCGUUAUAUUGAGGCUGAUGAGGAUGCCUUAGAAACCUCUUUUCAAGCCCUUGAAAUAUCCAAUGCUACACUUGAAGAGGUUAAGGAUCCUGUUGAGAAAGCUAGUUUGUCAUUCGCUUCUUUGAAGAGUGCAAAAUCAGCAGUUGAAAGUGGAGGCCCUGCAGGUUGGGGGCAGGUUAUCAACGUCAACGAGAAGAAUGACCGUUUUGGUUUGGGGUACAAGCCUUCUGCUAAUGGAGGAGCCCUGGUCCCUGCAAAGGACCGUGUGCGGAGCAUUCAAGAAGUUUUCCUGAGCAAAGGAUUUAUCCAUGGAGAACAAGUUGGUGCAGUGGAAGAUGACACUGAAGAUGAGGAAGCAUCGAAUCUGAUAUACCGGUGUGAAGCCGCCUUAACAAACUGGGAAGCGGUUGAGAUUCCAGAAGAAGACAAGAAAGAGGUCAAAGUCGGGACUACGCUUGAGGCAAGCAUCAAGGAAAGAUUGAUCAAGUUGCUACAUGAAUAUGUAGAUGUAUUUGCUUGGUCAUAUCAGGAUAUGCCAGGUUUAGAUACUGACAUUGUUGUCCACAAGCUACCACUACAGCCAGAUUGUCCGCCAGUGAAGCAGAAGCUCCGAAGAGCAAGACCCGACAUGGCUCUAAAGAUUUGUGACGAGGUGAAACGUCAAUUUGAUGCCGGUUUUCUAGCAGUUGCAAAGUACCCUCAAUGGGUAGCCAACAUUGUGCCAGUACCCAAAAAGGAUGGCAAGGUCAGGAUGUGCGUUGAUUAUAGGGAUUUAAACAAAGCUAGUCCAAAGGACGAUUUCCCCCUGCCACAUAUUGACACUCUGGUAGACAACACUGCUAGGUUCGCAGUCUUCUCCUUUAUGGACGGAUUCUCGGGUUAUAAUCAAAUCAAGAUGGAUCCAGAGGACAUGGAAAAGACCACAUUCAUCACCCCUUGGGGAACAUUUUGCUACAAGGUAAUGCCAUUCGGUCUCAAAAAUGCUGGGGCAACUUACCAAAGAGCAAUGGUCACUCUUUUCCAUGAUAUGAUGCAUAAGGAAAUUGAGGUCUAUGUGGAUGAUAUGAUUGCAAAAUCUCAAAGUGAAGAGGAUCAUAUAGACCACUUGCAGAAGCUGUUUGAGCGUCUUCGGAAAUUUCGACUACGACUGAAUCCUGCUAAAUGCACCUUCGGUGUCCGAUCCGGAAAGUUGCUUGGUUUCAUUGUUAGCCAACGAGGAAUUGAGGUAGAUCCUGACAAAGUCCGAGCUAUACAAGAGAUGCCUGCUCCACGCACCGAGCGAGAGGUUAGAGGCUUCCUGGGGCGUUUGAAUUAUAUCUCAAGGUUUAUCUCACAUAUGACGGCCACAUGUGAGCCUAUCUUCAAAUUGCUUCGAAAAGAUCAAGCAGUUGAAUGGAAUGCUGACUGCCAAAUGGCUUUUGAGAGAAUCGGACAGUACCUGCAAGAGCCCCCUAUUCUAAUUCCACCUGUUCAAGGGAGACCACUCUUUAUGUACCUAACUGUGCUUGAAAAGUCAAUGGGAUGUGUGCUAGGACAACAUGACGAAACCGGUCGAAAGGAACAUGCUAUCUACUAUCUAAGUAAGAGAUUUACCGAUUGUGAAACCCGAUAUUCACUCUUGGAGAAAACCUGUUGUGCUUUAGCAUGGGCCGCUCGUCGUCUAAGACAAUACAUGAUUUGCCACACUACUUUGUUGAUCUCCAAAAUGGAUCCAAUAAAGUACAUCUUUGAAAAGCCUGCUUUGACUGGAAGACUCGCCCGUUGGCAGAUGUUACUAUCUGAGUAUGACAUCCAAUAUGUGUCUCAGAAAGCCAUCAAAGGAAGUGUGUUGUCUGAUUACUUGGCAAACCAGCCUGUUGAAGAUUACCAGUCGUUGAAGUUUGACUUCCCGGAUGAAGACAUCAUGGUAGUGAAAGACUGUGAAAUCCCAGGACUUGAUGAAGGACCUGAACCCGGAUCUCGGUGGAAGCUCAUGUUUGAUGCAAGGUUGUAUUUUGAUUGCACGAACAAUAUAGCAGAAUAUGAGGCGUGCAUCCUAGGCAUUGAAGCAGCCAUUGAUCUCCGAAUCAAAAUCCUUGAAGUAUGUGGAGAUUCAGCCUUGGUGAUAUACCAAGUCAAGGGCGAAUGGGAAACCCGUGAUACCAAGUUGAUCCCAUAUCGUGCCCAUGUCAGGGAAUUGAUAAAAUACUUUGACGAGAUCACUUUCCGUCAUAUCCCGCGAACUGAGAAUCAAAUUGCCGAUGCUUUGGCUAUGUUGGCUUCAAUGUACCAAGUCAGAUUCCAUAAUGAAGCACCUCUCAUUCAAAUCGAGCGGAAAGUUGAGCCUGCCUACUGCCAGUCAGUUGAAGAGGAAGCCGAUGGUAAACCCUGGUUUCAUGACAUCAAAUGCUUUUUGCAAAAUCAAGAAUAUCCAACAGAUGCCACAACCCUUGACAAGAAAACAUUGAGGAAGUUAGCAUCUAAAUUCUUCUUAAGCAAUGGUGUGUUGUACAAGAGAAAUCACGACAUGAUUCUGCUCAGAUGCGUGGAUGGACGUGAAGCGGACAUGUUGAUCAAGGAGAUUCAUGAAGGAUCCUUUGGGACUCACGCCAAUGGACAUGCCAUGGCCAAGAAGAUUUUGAGAGCUGUAAAUGUUUUGACGUCACCUUGGCCUUUCUCAAUGUGGGGCAUCGACAUGAUUGGCGCCAUCGAGCCUAAAGCUUCCAAUGGUCACCGCUUCAUCCUGGUUGCCAUUGAUUACUUUACCAAAUGGGUAGAAGCCGCCUCUUAUGCUAAUGUGACAAAACAAGUGGUUGCACGGUUUCUCAAGAAAGAGAUCAUUUGCCGUUAUGGAAUUCCAAGCCGGAUCAUCACAGAUAAUGGGACGAAUCUGAACAAUAAGACCAUGAAGGAAUUAUGCGAGAGCUUCAAGAUUGAGCACCAUAACUCUUCACCAUAUCGUCCAAAGAUGAAUGGCGCUGUUGAAGCCGCUAAUAAAAACAUCAAGAAGAUUUUAGUAUAUGGGAUGGAAGCAGUUCUCCCAAUUGAAGUAGAGAUACCUUCAAUGAGAAUCUUGAUGGAGACCAAGCUAGAAGAGGCUGAGUGGAUUCAAAACAGAUUUGAUCAGUUGAACCUCGUAGAUGAGAAGCGAUUGACUUCUUUGUGCCAUGGACAAUUAUACCAAAAACGGCUUAAAAGGGCUUUUGACAAGAAAGUACGUGUUCGGGAAUUCAGAGAAGGAGACCUCGUGCUUAAGAAGAUCUUGCCAAUACACAAGGACUCACGUGGGAAGUGGACUCCCAAUUAUGAAGGCCCAUAUGUUGUAAAGAAAGUUUUCUCCGGAGGAGCCUUGAUUCUCACAACUAUGGAUGAUGAAGAACUCUCACAUCCCGUGAACUCUGAUGCAGUUAAAAAA